Lolium rigidum is the source of this 1653-nucleotide messenger RNA. RefSeq names its product probable serine/threonine-protein kinase PBL8. The transcript has 6 exons. Bases 110 to 1357 code for a protein of 415 amino acids. Gene Ontology annotation, molecular function: ATP binding; protein kinase activity. NCBI's taxonomy places the organism in Eukaryota, Viridiplantae, Streptophyta, Magnoliopsida, Poales, Poaceae. The record is from RefSeq and is a predicted model, not a curated record. Gene Ontology annotation, biological process: protein phosphorylation.
UCGCACGGCAUGAGGGCAAUUGUCGGCGCCCGCCAAGAAUGAGAAGCUGGGCCACCAGCGCACCUGCCCGCACCGCAACCAGUGACGACGCCGGCGAGGAGUCGAGGCGAUGGGAAACUGCGGCACAAGAGAGGAGAAUGCCGUCGUCGCCGCGCACGCGCAAGUUCAGCAGCUGCACUUGCUACAACACUCUGCCAAGAAUGCUCUUGCAGAAAAGAAGCACAACCGAACCUUUUCAGAUAUAAGUGAUCCUUCAACGCCUGGCAAGAUUGAAGAUACCAAGGACAUCUCCAUAUACAACAAUGUCAUUGCCUUCACAUUGUUUGAGCUCGAAACAAUCACAAAGAGCUUUCGAGCGGAUUAUGUUCUUGGCGAAGGAGGCUUUGGGACUGUUUACAAGGGUUACAUAGACGAGAAUGUCAGGGUAGGCCUGAAAUCACUGCCUGUUGCUGUUAAGGUGCUCAACAAAGAUGGACAUCAAGGACACAGAGAAUGGCUGACUGAGGUUAAUUUCCUGGGGCAGAUAAGGCAUCCAAAUCUAGUGAAGUUGAUUGGAUACUGCUGUGAAGAUGACCACAGGCUGCUCGUCUAUGAGUUCAUGUUUCGAGGAAGCCUAGAAAAUCAUUUAUUUCGAAAGACAGCUUCCCCUUUACCUUGGGCUACUAGGAUGUCUAUAGCUUUGGGAGCUGCCAAAGGGUUGGCUUGCCUCCACAAUGCUGAAAGGCCUGUUAUCUACAGAGAUUUCAAGACCUCAAAUAUUCUGCUAGACUCUGAUUAUACUGCUAAGUUGUCUGACUUUGGCCUGGCCAAAGCUGGACCAGAAGGCGACGAGACCCAUGUAUCGACAAGAGUGAUGGGAACAUAUGGUUAUGCUGCCCCUGAAUAUGUGAUGACUGGCCACUUGACUGCUAGAAGUGAUGUCUACAGCUUUGGCGUCGUCCUUCUGGAGCUCCUGACAGGGCGCAAGUCCAUCGACAAGUCCCGGUCCAGCAGGGAGCACAGCUUGGUCGACUGGGCCUGCCCGAAGCUGAAUGACAAGAGGAGGCUUCUCCAGAUCAUUGACCCGAGACUGGAGGGGCAGUAUUCAGUUAGAGCCGCUCACAAGGCUUGCAGCCUCGCGUACUACUGCUUAAGCCAAAACCCCAAGGCGAGGCCUCUCAUGAGCGACGUCGUCGAGACCCUCGAGCCGUUGCAGUUGCAGAGCAGCGGUGGAAGCGAUGCAACUUUCCGGCCUAUUCAUGCCGGCGGCCUCCCCGACUACAGAAUGCACCGGAGGCUAACGGGGAACGGCGUCCACUACAGGGCCAUUCCGAACCCCAAAUGCACCCCCGCCGUCCCGGCCUGCAGGGUGCGGUGAGAAGCCUGAUGUUUCGGUUGCUGUUGCUGCUGCCUUGAAAGGGAAUAGGUUCAGUUGUAAAUUGCAAACAACCGUGGAUGGCUGGUUCGUGCGUGCGUGUUCUUUUUGUUUGUUUACAUGGUUUUCUCGAUGUGUAAAUUUAAUCCGCGUGCUGCUGCUGCUGCUUGUAAGGCCCUCUAAUUUUCUCACUGUGGUCUUAUGUGGUACCUAGAGAGAGUGGGCCCCCUUGCCGAAAACCAGCAGGGUUUAACCCUAGAGAUGAACUGCUGUGUUCAUAUAUGCUGAAAUGGAGAUGC